Molecule: messenger RNA, 10306 nt
Organism: Syngnathus typhle (broad-nosed pipefish)
Lineage: Eukaryota; Metazoa; Chordata; Actinopteri; Syngnathiformes; Syngnathidae
Gene: nfat5a
Product: nuclear factor of activated T cells 5a
Exons: 12
Coding region: 242-4624 (1460 amino acids)
Biological process (GO): regulation of transcription by RNA polymerase II; cytokine production; calcineurin-NFAT signaling cascade
Cellular component (GO): transcription regulator complex
Molecular function (GO): RNA polymerase II cis-regulatory region sequence-specific DNA binding; DNA-binding transcription factor activity, RNA polymerase II-specific; transcription factor binding
Source: RefSeq, a predicted model, not a curated record
GUGCGUCUCCCCUCACAAACUCACAACGUGAUGAGACGUGCUAGGUAACGGGUUUUUAUGUGCUUUUUUUUUUGUAUUAAAACUUUUUUUGUAUGCCAAUUUGUCCAAUACGUUCGUAGUGUUUCGAUGCCGUAUUCUAUCUCAUUCCGACCUGGGAGACGCACAAUUGAUUGGCCGAGGAAAAACGACUUGGUUUUUGCCGAAGAGUGUCUGCUUCCCCUCCCCUCGAUGAAGCGCUGCGAUGCCCUCUGAUUUUGUCUCCCUCCUCAGCUCGGAUCUCGAUCUCAAUUCCCCCAAAUCUCUCUACUCUAAAGAGUCUGUAUAUGACCUCCUCCCCAAAGAGCUCCAGCUCCAGCAGUCAUCCACCCAGACCGACUCAACCACCAUGAGCCAGAAGAGCGGGGGAGAGGCGGGGCCUCCUCCAUCGGCAGCCUUGGCUUCAGAUGCCACAUCUUCCACCUCCAACCCCUCUGCCUCCUCCUCCUUGGCCAUGGGAGCCCCAAGCUCCAUUGGCCCGUCCUCUUCCGACCAUCUCAAGGCCCCCCAGCAUCUUCACCCGACUGGAGGGGAUGGAGCUGUAGCGUCAGAAGUGCAAGUCAUGGAGGCAGGAGCUCCCAACAGGAGCAACAGUGGAGCUGGCACUGCAGCUGGAGAUCCUGGGUCAGGUCUAGGAGCUCAGCAGCCUCAGAACACUCCAUCAAAGCGGAGACCUGUAUUGAGCAUAUCCCCGCCACCUGAGGACCUGUUCGAUGACAGUCAGAUGUCCUGCUUAGAAGAGACCCCUGUAGCCGGGGCACCGGGGCCAGAGUCGGAGCAAAGCAGUAGCAUAUGGGCCGAUGACUCGGUUUCCAACUUCAGUUUGGUUAGCUCCUUCUCCUACAACGACAACACAGAGGUGCCGCGCAAAUCAAGAAAACGAACCCCUCGCCAGCGGCCGGGCCCCAAGCCUGCUCCCCCAGAGGACAGCAUGGAUGUGUUUGACGCUGACAGCGCCAAGGCGCCUCACUUUGUCCUGUCCCAGCUCGGCCCGGACAAAACUAGUCCCAUGACCAGCUCUCUCGAGUCAGGGAUCGCGGUCAAGGGUGGAUCGCUAGCUACUCAGUUUCCUCAGAGAAGCAAUGGGAAGGAGCUAAAGAUGUUGGUGCAGCCUGAGACCCAACACAGGGCUCGGUAUUUGACCGAGGGCAGCCGAGGUUCUGUCAAAGACCGCACACAACAAGGAUUUCCUACCAUCAAGUUGGAGGGUGUUAGCGAGCCAGUAGUGCUGCAGGUGUUUGUAGCAAAUGACGCAGGCAGAGUGAAGCCUCACGGUUUUUACCAGGCAUGCAGAGUGACUGGUCGCAACACCACUGCGUGUACGGAAGUAGACAUUGAGGGCACCACUGUUAUCGAGAUUCCACUGGAGCCCAGCAAUGAUAUGACACUUGCGGUAGACUGCGUAGGAAUUUUGAAGCUCCGUAACGCUGAUGUGGAGGCGCGUAUUGGUGUGGCAGGAUCCAAAAAGAAGAGCACCCGGGCUCGAUUGGCCUUUAGAGUCAGCAUUCCCCAGACGGAUGGAUCCACCCUCACCCUACAAGUCACCUCAUCACCCAUUCUCUGUACUCAACCAGCGGGAGUACCAGAGAUCCUGAAAAAGAGUCUCCACAGCUGCUCUGUAAGAGGAGGAGAGGAAGUUUUUAUCAUUGGAAAAAACUUUCUCAAGGGAACCAAAGUUAUUUUUCAGGAGAAUAUUGCAGAUGAAAGCUCCUGGCAAGCGGAGGCUAAUAUUGACAUGGAUCUUUUCCAUCAGAAUCAUUUGAUUGUCACAGUUCCUCCCUUCCACAACCAAUCAAUAACUUCGCCAGUUUCUGUGGGGAUUUUUGUGAUGACCAAUGCUGGUAAAUCACAUGAAGCUCAACCUUUUACAUACUCUCCAGACUCAGUUGAUAAUACAGAUGCUCAAGCAGUAAAAACUGAGGAACCUUCCUUCAAGACAUGUAUAUUUGACGGUCAGAUCCAAACUGUGUCUUCUGACCAAACUGACUGCUCUAGUCAGCCUCCGAAAAGGCAAGAGGACACACCGAUGGAAGUAUCUAGCAAUCCACAGCCCACAAACGUGUUCAAGCAAUCGCCUGGCCCGGUUGUUUCGGUGCAGCAGACACUUGAGCUCAGCUCUAGCCCUCAUUCAAGCGGGGAGUCAUUUCAGAGCUCUAUGCCCCUACAACCUGAGGAUGUAGAGCUUCCCCAGGCACCCUCUGUCUUUCCUAGUCUAGAGUCUCUAAACACAAUACAAAAACAAGACAUUGCCCCAACAGCAUCCUUUCCAAUGUCAGGAGAUCCAACCAUCCCCCCGGUGACACCAGAAGUCCCCCAGCAGUUCCUUAGAGACCCUCAGGAAAGCAUCCCUUCUGAAAAUUCUACCAGUGGUGGGGUUGUGGUUGUAGCCAUGUCCCAAAUAGCAGCACCCUCGCCGCCCCAGCCACAGCAGUCACAAGUUCCAUUAUUUGCCCAGGAAGGCGUAGCUCAGCUGGAGAGGGCAGUAAGGGAACUCCAGGCUGGAGGUAACACCACACUCCAGCAGGUUAUAGAGGCAGCUGUAGCCCAGCAGCAGCAGCAACAACAACAGCAGCAGCAGCAGCAACAGCAGCAGCUAAAUUCAGUGCUUUAUAGCCCUACAUCCGUUGCAGACACACUUCAACAGCAUGUCCAAGAGAACAUGAAUAGUCUUAGGUUGGGCGCUACAGAUAGUUCACUGUCACCACAGCAACAGCUGCAGAUACAGCAACAGCAAAUGCAACAACAGCAUCAGCAAAUGCAACAACAACAGCAGCAGCAACAGCAGCAAAUGGAACAGUUUCAACAACAGCAAAUACUUGGUAACCUUCAACAGCAACAACAUCAUCUCCAGCAGCAACAGCAGCAAGUCCUUGGAAACAUGCAGAUUCAACAACAACUUCUACUACAGCCGCAAGACCAACAGCAACUACAGCAGCAACAGAUUCUGGAAAACAUUCAACAACAACAACAACAGUUGCAGCAGAACCAGCAACAAGUUCUAAACAACAUCCAACUUCAAGAUCAACAACAAAAUCAAAUGUUAAGCAAUUUGCAACAGCAUCAGUUACAACAGCAACAGAGCCACGCACUGAGCAACCUGCAGCAUCAACAGUUGCAGGAACAGCAAGUUUUAGAAAACCUGAAGCAGCAAUUUCAGGCAGAGUUGCUCCAGCCUCAGAUCCAUUCCAAUCCCCAAGUCCAGCAGCCGGUCUCCCUCCUUCAGCAACCUGGUGAAAUGCUUACCAUCCAAACCAGCUUCCCAACCCAGCCACCAUCGCAUACGUCACCCCCACAGCAGCUAUUCCAGUCCCCCAGGCCUAUUGCAGAGACCCAGAGUUCCCAACAGCAGGUUCAAGCCGCACUCCUCCAGAACACCCUGACAGUCUUGACAGGCGGCAACCUCAACACAGAGCAACAAUCCACUGGGUCAGCCCUGUAUCUAUCGCCGAGCUCUCAGUCUCAGCAGCAGCAGCAAUUGGCCUUCAUUUCCACCAUGGAGACGUCCAACAGUCAGCCCCAACCCGUUGCCAUGUUUCAUAACCAGCCUCAAGCUCAGCUUUCGCAAAUGCAACACCAAAGCACCCCCAUGGAACAUCAGCAAUCACCGCAGCAAAAUCAACAGCAGUCACCGCAACUUUCCAUUGGCCAACAGGGCUCUUUGUUCCAAAGCAUACCGAACCAUUCGCAAGCUAACCCCCUCCCCCAGAAUCAGCUCUCCCAGCCACAACAGACAGGUCUCCUCCUCUGCACGGCAGAUCUAAAUCCUCAAACUAUCAUUUUCAGCACCCAGACCCAAGGAUCAGCUCCAAUGGGCAGCAUCCCAGUUGGACUUUCCCAACCAGAAACAGCCGAGCCAAUGUCCUUCCAGGAUCAGAGCUCCUUGGCUAACACCUCGACAUCCACUCAGAACCAACAGCAAAGCAUUUUUCAGGAACAGCAGCCCAUGCAAGUGGGCACAAGUUCUUCUAGUGUCCCCAACAAUCAGUCUGUGGAGCUAUUCCUGCCCCAGGCGUCCCUGUCUGGCCUACAGAGUACGCUCGGUUCGCAGGAGCUAAACAACCAGGCUACAGCUCCUGGCACGACCAUUUUUGUGGUCCAAAGUACUGUAGGCGUGGUGGACAGCCCGGGCCAACAGCCCCCAGAACAGCUUUUCCAGACAAACGUGGGGGAAAAUGUGGCCCAGCGAGGACCAGCCAACUUGUUUGUGUUUGGCAUCCAGAAUGACACUCCCCAGCUGCUCAACUCAUCUGGCUCAACCCUUCCAGUUCAGAACCAGUCCCAGAACACAGGCCACAUGCAGCCUCUCAUGGAACAACCCUUGGCCCAGGCAGCACCAACCAUGCACAGCAGUCUACAGAGCAGCCUGCAGGCACACAUGCAGACCAGCCUGCAGAACGCCAUGCAGGCCAACACUCAGGUGACCUUGCAACCCGUUUUACAGGCCAGCAUAGACACAAGCCUGCCAACUCCCAUGCAGACCAAUCUACAGAUACCGAGCAGUUUACAGAAUACACUGCAAGGCUCCAUAUCGGCGGCGGCCGACAUGGGCAAAAUUGAGGACCUACUGGAAAGUCUGCAGAAGCAGUGACGUUUGUGUGCGUGCGGACCACGUGGAGAGAAGGUAGCCAUGUUCUCCUAAAGUCGAGCUUGACUGGCUGACGCAUGGUGUUUUGUGCCAAUGCCACAAAAUUUGAAAAUAAGUAUAUUUAAGAAAGAAAUGCCCCCCUUUACCUUAAAAAACAAAAACAAAUGAGCUUAUGUAACUCACUUUUAUUAACUAUUUAUCAUAAAUUAUAGCCUUUGUAUAUCCAUUGUCCUUGAAUUGAUGUUCUGCCUUUUGUUAUUACUCCUCUUGCAGGAUCAGAGAGGCCUGUAAUAGCUGCUUUAGUCGUGACAAAUGCAGUGUUUUGCUUUUCAAGAGUCUUUUAAUAUUGUGGGCCUAGGAGAGGGGGGCAAAUCUACCUGUUUUUUUGGAUGAAAAAACUGGAAGGAAGAAUGUCAAAACUGGGGGAACUUCUAGAGCAGUGAGCAGGCAAAAGUCGCUUUCACAGUUAGGCAAGGACUAAAACUGAUUGUAGACAAACAUUGGGCUGAAUCUCAUUUUUUGGAGUGUGGAACUGCUAAAAAUAUCUACUUUGCUUUGAAAGGUGAUUCUUGCAGAUUCUUUGCUUACUUUUUUCACUGAAAUCUGCUCUAAUGUUAUGUAUAUUUGAAGGGAAGGCCCUUUGAAAAUAAAUCCACAAACUAUUACAGUGAAUCCCAAUUAUUCCAAGGGGUGUGUAUGUUCCAGACCCACUCCUGUAAAUCUCCAAUCUACAAAGGACCAUAGUGGAACCUCAAUUUGAUGGACCUGGAACCAACAGACUCUAGAUUUAACAUUCAAAAUCUGCUGCAAUAGUAACGGCUUACUGAAACUCUAAAUGUCUGCUCGUAACAAGCGUGUAUAAAGGCUUCGAAUGACGAUGGCGCUUCUGAGCAUGCGGCUGGGCUGGGAGUCUUAAGGUCGCCUACUCGACAUCCACUGUUUGAUAGAGCGCUUGUCUUUUAUUCACAUUUGUUAAAUAUUCUAUACUAUUUAGGGGUAAAAUAAGCAUACAGCACACUGACCAUGCUGUUGCAGACAAAUUAGGCUUUCUGUGGCUAUUGUGAAGGCUCACUAUACAAUUUGGGCAUUUUCAUCCCAUCAAACCCAUCAAAGCAAUGUUUAAAGGUUUAGUAAAAACAUAUCAAAUAUUUUCAAUUAAGAUUUAUUUACAGUAAGUUUUUUUUUAGCAUGGGUGCUACCGUCGUUAUAAACCUUAAAGCAACUUCUUUAAAGCAUGAUAGAGUAACGCGUACAGAGCAUACAGCAAAAGAAAGCUAACUCGAAAAAUAUUCAUGUUUUCUCUAAAAAUGUCCGCUUGCUUAAUGCUAACAUAAACUAAUAAUAACGUUUAGACUGGCUGAAGGAAAUUCAUGUAGAUGUUACGUUUAAUAUAACACUUCUGAACUGUCCGCUUAAUGAUCUGCGAUGUAUCCGGGAACUCAACUGAUGAAUUGAAACAGAGUGGGGUUCACUGUAAUAGUCAAAAGUAUUAUGAAGCACAUUUGUCUUCAUUGACUCAAGUUGAACACUCCUGAAUGAGAUUGAACCCGGUUGAAUACUGUGACUUCUAUCUGUAUUUCCAAACAACUAUGAAGUUUGAUCUUUUUCCCCCAAAACUAUGUGGAUAGAAACUUUAUACUUUGAGUGUCGUGUGAUUUUAUAGACAUUUUAUCUCAAGCACUUUAUAACCUCCUCUGUGUAACCAGCUAAUCCUUACAUCCAUCCAUGCAUCCAUCCACACAAGGAAACAAACGGGCAUCACAAUGGUAAGAGGGAGGGGGGGGGGCAGUCUUUACAAUAAAAACAUAACUGAGCAUCUUAUCAAUAGUUUGAACGUUUAGGCCGACUUAGUAUUGAAAGAUUGAAAAAUAUAUCCUAGGUUUUACUGUAAUGGCAUAUGAGGGCCAUAUUUAAAAUCCCAGAAUUCCCUUGCAAUUAUAAUAACAUUUUAAGAGGGUUGAAUGUCACUAUAAGAAGUCAGAAUAUUACGAGAAUGAACUCAUGAAGUUGCUCGUCAAAUUAUUAUUUUUUAUUCCAUUAUCCGAAACAUUGCGACUUUUUUGCCCCCGAUUUUUCAGUGGCCCGCAUACUGCGGCAGUUCAGUCCGGACGCGUACACAUCGGCCAUUCCCUUGCAGUCGUUAUUUGAAUCCGUAUUGUCCAGUCCCGUGUUGGCUAUUGUUAUUUUCUAUCUUUCCCCCCAUAGAUGUAACAUUGAAGUGUUUUUUUUGUUUUUUGUUUUUUCAUACUGUGUGGAAGUUUUAAAGAGUAGGCAGGCGGCAGCACAUGACGUUGGCACCUUCUGACUUUUUCUUGAGUAACUACAAUGUUGGACGUGUUCAUUUUGGUUCUGUGGUGCCAUGUUUGGGCACCGGAAUAAUCAGUGUGAUAACAUUUAUCGUCUUCUGGUUGUUGCUUUGAAGCAGUGGUCAAACCAAAGCUCCUGACGUUUUAUUUUUAAAAUGCCCUCAUCAUCGUGUCUGCUCAUUUCUACUUGCAACUGUUGAGUAUACAGUCCAGAGAAAUAUGUUUUAAAGGGUACUCUAAAGAACAUUUCUGCCUAUCUGAUCAUUCAAAAACAGCGUCGCAACAUCACGCUGCAGUACAUACUUAAGCAUAUCUCUAACAACAUCAAAAAUGGUGUUUCACUCAUUUGUUUACAUUUUUCAUCUUUACUCUAGUCCUGUCGCUGUCCGUGAUCCAUUUUAAAGUAAAUUAUCUUUUUUAGACUUUUGUAUCCAUAUAUCAAAGUGUAGAGUAUUUUUGUAACUUAAACAAACGAAAGGUGUUAUUUGAUUCUCACAAUGCAGAAUAGUUAUCGGUGCUGGUAUUUUGCCCGAAAGCUAGCACAGGUGUGUUGUGCUCAAAGUAAGUCCAGAUUGAACAGAUUCUUUUUUUUCUUGUAUACAGGGGAUCCUUGGUUUACGACUGAGUGUUGGUCAUUCGGUGGUGACUUAACCCAAAUUUGUAUGUAAUGUGUGGUCUGUCAGAUAUUUAUAGUAAUAAAGCCAUAAUUACAGUUAAUAUUAGUUUUAAAACACUUUUGGGACACAAUUACAAAAUUGAUAAAAUAGUUGAAUCCAGAGAUGGGAACUCGAGUCACUGUGACUUGGACUCGAGUCGCUGUUUUGAUGAUUUGUGACUUGACUUGACAAAAAAUGAAAAAACUUGAGACUUGACUUGGAAGUUAAAGACCGCUGUUUUGAUGAUUUGUGACUUGACUUGACAAAAAAUGAAAAAACUUGACUUGACUUGGAAGUUAAAGACUCGUGACUUGACUUGAGACACGAUGACUUGAAUGACUUCAGUGUUAUUUAGUUCAUGUUUUCAGUUUGAAUAUAAAAUUAAUAAUACAUUUAAAAGAAAUAUCAAUAACAUGGUAGGAGCGCAGGCUGAGAAUGGCGUUGUCAUGAUUGGAUCGGACACUACCUUGUCAAUCAGUCGUGCCCUCUCUACCUACCAAACGUGUUUACUAGAGAGUCACGGCCCUUUAUAUCAGACAUGCGCAAACAUGUCAGCGGGAGCGGUACCGCGAGUCAUCACCUUCGGCUAUCGCAAUUACUUUUAUGACGGACAGCACAGUGCGAGAUAUGCAACAAAAACAUUUCGGACGGCCAACUUCAAACUUUGUAUGUCAUUUGAAGAGCCAUUCUGCCAAGUAAGUGCUUUUCAUUUAUCUAAAUAGGUGUGUAUAUAUAGCUUUAAUGCAAUGAAUAUGAUGAUGAAACUGAAUUAAGUAAAUACGAUUUAAUAUGGAGCAAAUUAAUAAAUAAAAACUACAGUUAACUUGACUUGGACUUGACUUGACCUAUUUAAGGACUUGACGAAAAAAAUGACUUGGGACUUACCGUAUUUUCCGGACUAUAAGGCGCACCGGACGACUAUAAGGCGCACCAUUAAUGCAUCAUGUCAGAUUUUUAAUCCAAAUCAAAUCAUUCUCCAUUUUAUCUAUUUUAUUUCAACUUCAGAUGCAACAAAUGACUUUAUAAUCACAAAAUAAUGAUCCAUAGUCUUUUUGAUUCAUGAUUCAUAGUCUUCAGCAGACCACUUAUGCUUGAUUUCAUGACACAAUGCUUCGGGCUAGUUUGAAUUUAGGAAUUUAGUUCAUAUAUAAGGCGCACUGGACUAUAAGGCGCACUGUCUGCUUUUGAGAAGAUUUUAGGUGCGCCUUAUAGUCCGGAAGAUACGGUACUUGAGACAUGAAGGUUAAGACCUGAGACUUGCACAUGUGUGACUUGGUCCCAUCUCUGGUUGAAUCCAUUUAUUGGUUUGAUAGUCUUGCAGAUAUUAACAAAAGUGUUUUUACUUCUGGAAAAAUGACCACUUUUUCAACUUUUGGGAUGCGCAAAAGGAAAAAUAAUAAACCUUUCAAGUACUUCUUUUCAUUGUGUUACUAUAUUUCGAGGACCUUAGUCAUUGUUUGGUUGGCCUUAUUGCAAAAAGAUAUUAAGUAAAAAUAUAGGGGAAAACACUCAUCGGCCAUUAAUAUAGCACAAACAAAAGUAUGUUUUUGCUCACCGUGAAUUUCCUAGCCUGAAAUGUGGUACGGCGUAAACCUCGGAUCCCGAUAGUAAUGACCCAGUGUGCGCUGUCGCUGGUGGCAUUUUCUUUUUCUCCCAUCAAUUCUUGGUCAAGCAUCUCUCAAGUGGCUUUAAUUUUUUUUUUAACUUAUCCAGUAAACUGUAGGCCAGGUUAGAGUACACUAGUCAGUGACGUUUACAAGCAUUCCAUUCCUCUUGAUUAUAGAAGGAACUAAAGAGCACAUGUGAGAAAAGUAUGCUUAAAGCCAUACUAGAAGAAGAAAGUGAGUGAGCUUCGGUUUCAUGAAUGUAAUUGUUUUACCUCAUGCUCUGUGCACAUCAGACCAAUUUGCGGAGAACGUUUUGUGGCUAAUGUGUACAUUUUCUCAUCAUUGUCGGUCCUGAAGAAGAAAAACUCAACUGAAGCAGGGGGGUGAAAGCACACAAAACCUUUUACACACACUUCUGUCUUUCACUGUUCUGUGAAUGAAUAUCCGUGUAUAUUUAAAUGUGAAAUAUACUGCAGGGGUAUGUUGAAUUUCAACAGUGGCGCUUUCAACAGAACUUUGUGUGCCUUGACUGAAAGAAAAAAAAAAAAGAAAAGGUUGUCUCUGCUGUUAACUCGCUAUACUCCCCACUUUUGUAUUUUUACAGCCCACACUGUUUGUUUUACUGCUAAUGUUUGUUUUUUUAACAACCGUUGCAUGAUAUUCUAUUUUGGGUGCCUCAUGAGAUUGAAUUGAGGUUUAAAAAAGGGACAGAAUAAUGGCAAUUGUUUCCUUGCAAGGGUGUUUUUGUGCUGCCGCGCUUUCACUGCAUUUACUGUCGCUGUGAAAUGCAAAAAAAAAAAAAGGUUACUGUUCAUUGCCAAUAGCGUGAGCCGUAUGUCGUCCUGUUGUAGUCAAAAGGAGCUUACCCUCUGUUUGCUUUCUCACACUCUCUCAGUUGUGUGCGUGUUUGUUUUUGUGUGUGCGUGUGUGUGCGUAGUAUAUAUAUUUAGCCUUACAGCCCUGCAUUAAGGGAUAAUGGUCAAGCACCCCAGUGUGUUAUCAUUCAUCUGAAUUAUUAUUAUGUAUUUGGCCUUGGUCUGGACAUUUGUAUACUCUCUUCAGUUUGUCUCUGUAAUCCUGCUGCUACAUUAAAUUAAAUAAAAAAUGAAUAACAAA